AGAAGAAUCAUAUCCGAUCGAAGGAACUUGAAGCAGCUCAUAGAUCCAGAAUUUUGCAGAGAAAACAUGGUUAAACGUACUCUUACGAGUGUAAAGAUCGUGGAUAUACAGAAACGAAAAGUUCCUAGCAAACAUUAUGUGUAUGUUAUAAGUGUUACAUGGUCAGAUGGAAGUGUAAAUGUAGUUUAUAGAAGAUACAGCAAGUUCUUCGAUCUUCAGACAAAGUUGCUUGAAGAAUUUCCAGUGGAGGGUGGAGUGCAAAACCCAAGCACAAGAGUAAUACCAUUUCUUCCAGGAAAAAUAAUCUUUGGGAGAAGUCAUGUCCGAGAUGUUGCACUCAAAAGAAAAGAAUCCAUUGAUGAAUAUUGUUCAAAACUUAUUGAAUUAGACCCUAAACUCUCACAGAGUGACCUUGUGCUGAAGUUCUUUGAGCCCAGUUCUGAUGAUAUUGACAUCCCAGCUGAGAAAAAGAAGAAGAAAAAUGAAACCGCUGACAACAUUUCAGAUCCAAUAUCCCUGGAUCAGUAUGUCGCUAUCGCUGAUUACCAGAAACAGAAUCGAAAUGAGAUCAGUAUGGCUGCCGAGGAUGUUGUUGAGGUCAUCGACAAGAAUGAAAAUGGUUGGUGGUUUGUGAACUUAGAUGAAGAGCAGGGUUGGGUCCCAGCGGCAUAUCUUGAACCUUUAGAUGGCCCAUCAGAUGAUAUGGACUUUACAGAUGUCAGCUCUGUAGAAGAGAAUCAAUUUAUCACUACAACAUCCCACAUCGCUGAGCUCGAUGAUGAGAUAAGCUUCGAGAUGGGUGUUAUUGUUACUGUGGUGAAGAAGAACUUUGAUGGUUGGUGGUUGAUAAGGUACCAAAACAAGGAAGGCUGGGCCCCAGCCAUGUACCUCAAGAAACCAGACCCUAUGCAGUUACACGCGGCCGAAAUCGGCGGUGCGGUACCUAAGCGGGACUCGGUACCAGUCAUUACUCAUGCCCCGAUUAUGCAGCAACCUACCUCAAACUUGGCAAGGAAAGGCAAAGGAGUCCCACCAAGAAAAGCAUCUGUCAAGCGUUCAAUUAGAAAACCAUUUUCCAUUGCUAAUCAGUCCUACGAGAAACACUUCGAGCCCGUCAAAGAGACAGCUGCAAUACACUCCGAAGCCGAGUACGUCACUAUCGGAGACUUUCGAGCUGUCGAUAUUCAGUCGGGUCUUAGCUUUGACAAGGGCGAAGCUGUCGAAAUAUUAGACAAGUCGCCGAACGGUUGGUGGCUUGGAAAAAUAGGAGGACACGAGGGCUGGAUACCGUCGUCGUACGUUGAGAAAAGAAAUAGAAGUCAGAAAGGAAACGUGGUUACUCCUAAACCGGACCGACCCCAACUGCCCAGUUCAAGAUUAAGCAUUUCGGAAAUUAAGCCGGAGACUUCACAGUCACCUGAUUUGAAAAGCGAUCUAAAUAUUGCUUUGAGCUCAAUGAGAUUAAAGAGCUGCGCCGCUAGUGAGCCUGCUGAACCAUCUGGUCAGUCAUCUACUAAAGAAAUGUAUGCGGCAGUUUCCGAUUUUGAGGACAGUUCUGAUGGCGUUGUUUGUCUGAAAGAAGGAGAUGUUGUAGAGGUCGUGGACAAGAGCGAAGGGGAAUGGUGGCUGGUGAGAUUAAAUGAGAAACAAGGAUGGGUGCCAUCGAGUUAUUUGACGAAACAAGAGAUAAAGAACUCGCCGGCUCCACGGAGACCAAAGCCACCAGCAAGUAAACCGUCUUCGUCAUCACAGGGUGCAAGUAAGCCAGCUCUUCCUGCGAUUCCAAGUUCAAAACCUGUGUCUUCACAGAAAAUGAAUAAAAAGCCACUCCUUCCUUCAGUUCCAAGUGGAAAACCGGGGACUUUACGAAAAACAGAUGGAAAGCCACUCCCAUCUCCAGUUCUAAGUGGAAAACCUGCCACCUUACAGAAAACAAACGGAAAACCAACUCCUCCACCUGUCCCCAGUGCAAAACCAACACUUGCACAAAAGCCCAAAGCGAAACCAUCCCCACACCCUGUCCCCAAGGGAAAACCAGCUUUUCCACAGAAAACAACAGCAAAGCCAGUGCCACCUCCUGUACCGAGUACUAAGCCAUCUGUUUCCCAGAAGCCAAUGGCUCUACCAGUUUCCUCGAGAAAUCCUCAAAGAGACUCUCUUCAAAACCAACAACACAAACCUGUUUUUCCUUUAAAACCUGUCAAGCAGAAUUCUCCUGUGUCAAAUAAAAAAGACGAUAAUAUAAACCGACCUAAAAAGAUUGGUAAACUAAACACGGCUUUGUUCGAGUCUAAAAUUCCUAUAUUUGCUCCCCAAUUGGACGAGACGCCAAAACAAGCAGAAACACCAAGUAAAAAGAUACCACCGACAACAGAAAAGCCGACUAGAAACGAGCCAGCAAAGCCAUCAGCGUCGCAGUGUGUUGCCAUAGCAGCCUUCACAAACACGGACCAAGAUGGUUUGAGUUUUAGUGAAGGAGAUUUAUUCGACUUUCUUGAGGAUUCAGGUUCUGGUUGGUGGUUGGUGAAAACACAAGCUACUAAUCGAGAAGGGUGGGCACCUUCGAGCUACCUGGAGAUGAAGACACCAGAUAAUAUCACUCCAAUUGCUAAUCAAACCAAUAGACCACAAAGGCGUGACCCACCUGACCCUCCUAAAAGACCUGACUCUUCGAAGCCCGCCAAACAGUUUUACGUUGCCAUAGCAACCUUCUGUGAAGAUGACGAGACGUCAGUCAGCUUUCAAGAGGGUGAUACUAUAGAGGUAUUACAGCAAGACGAUGGUGGGUGGUGGAUGGUAAAAGUUAAUGAUGAAACGGGUUGGGCGCCGUCGAACUAUCUGCAACCCCUUUAACAAACACAUCUAAAGAUUACCACAGGGACCCCAAGCCGAGUUAUUUUUACCAGUUGUUUUUUUUUUUUACGCAUAGAGGCUUUGCACCAUCACGUUCCGGCCCCCAUAAUUCAGCUUGGACUGCCUGUGGUUAGAUGACAGAACAAUAAAAUCCCUUUGCUCUUGGGAACUGAAUUCUUUCUCAUGUAAAACGAUUCCUGCCAUCUAACAUGGCUGCCGUCGCGUGUUGGUGCAAAGCCUCUAAAUAGUUUUUCCAAAAAUGGUUGGUAAACAUUAUGAUACAUGUUGCAUACCAAGCCCAAAUUGCACUAUGGGGCUGUGAAUGCAAUCGAUCAGUGAAAGGUCACAAUAGCUAGUACGACGAAUUUUUCCCAAACUUUGCACGUUUCAGUUUUGGCAUAUUUCAUUCUGUGUUGAGAUUAUUUACAUAUGAACCAUGGUACAAUUCAAGGUUAUAAGCAACAUGCAACCAAAACCUUCACCAACCAUUUUGAAAUAGCUGUAUAUGUAAACUAUUUGGGUUUCGUUAAAGUGUAUGGCGCUAUGGUCAAUGUCUCGAACACCCAGUUGAAUGACGUCCAAGCAAUCGGAGACCGCGAGUAUAGCGAUCACUGAAGUACGGUUUCUUUCUUUGGGCACCCAAUAGCGCAUGCGCGCGAGGUCAAAGAAUCUUCUAGUCAGCACUGAAUAGACCAGCAAUGCUUUUAAUGGUACUUGAAAAAUACACGAAUAUAGAUAUUUUUAAAAACAAUAUUAUAGUAACAGAGCCAAUAAAAUAGAAAGAGUACAAAGGAAAGACUAGUUUUAUCAGACCUGUUAUUCUGAAAAUCGUAUGUGCUAGUUACGAAUACUCCAGUUUUGAGUUUUUUUUGCGCAGCCUUUUAGCAUCAGUUGUGCGUCAAAAUAUACAGCCACUCGACUAAAACCCGUGGAAUCUUGAUGAACUUGUAUUGUUCCAUAGUACGUGCAUUCCUUACUAUACAAUGGACCUUAAUAAAAGGAAGAAUAUUGUUUUAGCGA
Messenger RNA from Actinia tenebrosa (Australian red waratah sea anemone), 3873 nucleotides. RefSeq lists its product as uncharacterized. Gene Ontology annotation, cellular component: cytoplasm. Gene Ontology annotation, biological process: superoxide anion generation. The record is from RefSeq and is a predicted model, not a curated record. Gene Ontology annotation, molecular function: superoxide-generating NADPH oxidase activator activity; protein binding; phosphatidylinositol binding. Lineage: Eukaryota; Metazoa; Cnidaria; Anthozoa; Actiniaria; Actiniidae.